Molecule: messenger RNA, 2550 nt
Organism: Eurytemora carolleeae
Lineage: Eukaryota; Metazoa; Arthropoda; Copepoda; Calanoida; Temoridae
Exons: 14
Coding region: 199-1179 (326 amino acids)
Source: RefSeq, a predicted model, not a curated record
GAAAUCAUGAUUUUUUUGUCCAACACAAAAAUGUUGAGCUUUAGAUAGAGAUUUCAUUUAUUCUAAAUUCUAUCACGUUGUUCUUAAAGAAAAUGUACUUUUGGAUAAAGAAAACAAUGAGUUUUUGAAUUAGGGUUUUUGGCCAAAUGGAAGGAGAGGUUUGUUGUAUGCCAGGAUACGGAACUGAUUUGCUACAAGAUGGUUUUACGGGCGCAGUCUGGAGAGAUGCUUUGGCGGGUUAAUUUGGCCAGUAUAAGAGAGGUUCGAUGUGUUGAAAGAAGGGGUAGCCUUGUACUGCUCUUAGAAGGAGAUGGUAUUGGAAGAAACUAUUUUCGGCGGACUGAGGGCAUGAGGUUAUGGACUGAAUUAAUCAAGAAACAUGUUCUCAAAUGUAAAGAAAGAGAGUCAACUAUGGGUAGUACUGAAGACUUUUGGAAUAGCAGAAAAGUUGGCGAGGAAACAGAUAAUUGGUUGAUCUCUAGACUGGGUCCUCAUUCCAGAUACAGGUUGCAGGUUAAAAGCUGUAAUAAGAACAAAAUGGAGCAUUACAAUCAGCUGACUUUUGACAAAGCAUUACCGGAGUCUGAAGUUCCUAAAGUUACCGCUAGAUGUCAACACUCAAACAGAUUGGGCACCAGUCAAAGGUUCGGGGAUCAUCUAGCACGACAUAGAAGUUUAGAACGACAGCUGAAUUGUUUGGGAUUGGAACCAACUUUUGAGAAGGAUUCAGGCUUAGAAUCAUCUGACGGCAGUACAGAAAAACAUAAGCUGUCGCAGCUGAAACCCCAACAACGCGGGAAAUGGAGAGAAAGUCGGGUUUUCGAAAGAAGAAGUCAGGAGCAUUCUAUUCUGAAAGCAGCAUUUAGUUUGGAUUCCAUUCAUCAGCUGACUAGAACAUUGUCUGCUGACAGCAUACAAGCAGCGUUAAUACAGGAAUCCGAAUAUUUCUGUAAUGGUUAUGAAGACAUCAACAACAACAACAACAACAACAACAAUAAAAACAACAAAAGCAAUAAUAUCAACUUCAAUCACUUUCAGAGUGAGCUAACCCAAGAUCAAAUGCAGGAAGGCAAGCUGAGACUGUACGGUAGAACAGGACUUGGAAAACAGGCUAGACCGUCAGGAAGAGGGAAGAGAAAGAAUAUUCCUGAAGCUCUCAAAAUAGUCACUAAAGUAUAGAGUCACUUGCACCUUAUAUAGAGUGGUUUGUGCUCUGUGGCCGGAUUGAUACAGCAGAUCUCUGUUCAAACUAGAUAAACAACUAUCUUAACCGAGAUAAAAAAUGUAAAUGUAACAUAAAGAGCAAGUAUCUCUCAGGAUUGUUAAAAUUAAAGAAACAGUCACUUUAAACGUAAAGUGAAUCUUUUGAGUUCUAGGAAUGUGUGGAGAAAACACAUCGUUAUAAACCAAUCGAAAAAAACAAGGUUAAAUUAUAUGUGUUUUCUUGUUCUGUCAACAAUAUAAGAAAAUGCAUUUAUUUAGAAAAAUAUGAUCGAGCUAGUUUUGCUUUGUUCGCUACAUUAGCGAAGGAUAUGUUAUCCAAUAGAAACAAUAUUUGGAAAAGAAAUUGUUUUUAUUUUUUUUUAAUGGUAUUUUUUUGUUAUUCCGGAUUGCCUUGACCUUUUUGGACAGAAUUACCACACAUUUGAUUCCUACUUUCUUUCGUAAUGUCGAAUGAAAUUUUUAUAAUUUCGAAAUUACGAACAUAUUCAGAACAGAAUGUUCGUAAUGUCUGAAAACCAAAAAGAUAUAUUUUCAUAAAAACGGAAAAGUUUUAAAAACAGCUGAAACCCCACUUAAAGAAGCCUCUUAGUAAAUGAUUUCAUAUAAACGUGCCCAAAACCUUUUAAUCUUUAUACCAGGGGGCAGAAACGUCUUGUAUGUGUGUCUGUACCAAAAGAGUGUGUGUAAGUAAUACCGAACCGAAGGUGUGUACUGUGUACUGUAGGUAUAUACAAUAUUUAUUUAUUGCUUACUGAGUGUAACCCGGUAACCUGAUAUCAAACAAUAUCUUCUGGUCUUCACAUUUUGUUACAGAGGACGGAUGAAACCAAACAGGAUGGACAAACCAAGGGUGAACCAAACAAGAAGGAAAAAAACAAAGGGGAACCAAACAAGGGUGAACCAAACAAGGGACACCAAACAAGGGACACCAAACAAGGGGGACCCAAUCAAGGGAGAACCUUACAAGGGGACACCAAACAAGUGUGAACAAAACAAGGGGGAACCAAAUAAGAGAGAAACACACAAGGGGAACCAAACAAGGGGAACCAAACAAGGGGGAUCAAACAAGGGGAACCAAACAAGGGGAACCAAACAAGGGGAACCAAAAAAGGGAAUCAAAAAAGGGGGAACCAAUCAUCGGGGAACCAACCCAGGAGGAACCAAUCAAAAGAGAACCAAACAUAGGAAAUGCGCGGCCUGUUUAAAUUUAUUAUCUACUAUCUAGUCAUUAUUAAUUUUGUCAGUAUGUAAUAUAUGUACUUUCAUAUUGAAUAUCAUCAUUUCAUCUUUUAUGUUUUUAGCUGAAAUAAAUAUUUUUAUAAUUUA